Molecule: messenger RNA, 2359 nt
Organism: Cuscuta campestris
Lineage: Eukaryota; Viridiplantae; Streptophyta; Magnoliopsida; Solanales; Convolvulaceae
Source: the annotation of a GenBank genome assembly
CUGCCGUGUGGGUUUUGGUAGGGGUUCUUUGCUCCUCGUUAUGAACCAACCCAUCCCAGCAACGAAGGGGAGAAAAACCCUAAUUACUGAACAAUGGUUUUAUCGAACAAGAAGCUGAAGGAGAAGCUAAGGGCGACAAAGGCUAAAUUGCUGGUCGGACGGAAAAUUUUAGGAGAAGCCCCAGAUUCCAAAUAUGAAGAACAGCUCAAAACAGUUCUUGAAUCCGUGACCCAAAAGCUCAAAUCGUCGAAAAAACGCAGGAAACAGAUUAGAGAUGAGGAAGACGAAGAACUGUCUGAGAAGAGGGGUGAGAAAAAGAGGAAGAAGGGGGAUGGGUUAGAGAUGGCCGAUUCGUCCUUACAGAAACAGAUUUCAGGAGAAGAACGGCAUGAGAUCAUUCCGUUAUCUGCGGCCAAAGCGCUUAAGCGGUUGAAAAGGGAACAAAGAAGGGGAAAGGCGAAAUCUUUGCAAGAAACUUCUGCUAGUAAUACGGAGGGAGGUGAUGAGUCAGGGAUUUUGGGUGAGGAAAAGGGGAAGAAGGGGGAUGGAUUGGAGAUGGCCUAUUCGUCGUUGCAGAAACAGACUUCAGGAGAAGAACGGCAUGAGGUCAUUCCGUUAUCUGCGGCCAAAGCGCUUAAGCGGUUGAAAAGGGAACAAAGAAGGGAAAAGGCGAAAUCUUUGCAAGAAACUUCUGUUAGUAAUGCGGAGGGUGGUGAUGGGUCAGAGAUUUUGGGUGAGAAAAAGAGGAAGAGAGGUGAUGAGGAGGGAUUAGAAGGUAAGGUGGAAGUGAAGAAGGCAGUAGCUAGAACGCCUAAGAAGCAGAAGAAAAAGAAGAAGAAGAUGAAGAAGAAGAAGAAGAGUGAUGUGGAGAACGAGGCAGCAAGCGAUGGAGUGAAAGGGGAUGUGAAGGUUGUGGAAGAGGUAGUAGCUGCACCGGCAAUUCCGGUUAUUGAGAGUAAAGAAAAUGCUGAUGUGUCUACGAAAGUUUAUGUUGGAGGCAUACCGUACUACUCCAGCGAGGAUGAUAUUAAGAGUUACUUUGAAGGCUGUGGAACCAUUACUGAAGUUGAUUGCAUGAUCUUCCCAGACACUGGAAAGUUUAGAGGCAUUGCCAUCAUCACCUUUAAGACUGAAGCGGCUGCGAAAAGAGCUUUGGCCCUUGAUGGAUCUGACAUGGGCGGGCUGUUCUUGAAAGUCCAGCCAUACAACUCGUAUAGACCCAAAAGCAAAGUCGCAAAUUUCUCCCCCGAAGCCAUAGAGGGGUACAAUAGGGUUUAUAUGGGGAAUUUGUCAUGGGAGAUAACCGAGGACGACUUGAGGAACCUCUUUUCCGGUUGCCAAAUAGCGUCCAUCCGGUUUGGGGAAGAUAAGGAAACAGGGGAAUUCAAAGGCUAUGCCCAUGUUGAUUUCGCCGAUAAUCUCUCGCUAGAUGCUGCGUUGAAGUUGGAUCAGAAAAUCGUUUGCGGUAGGCCCGUUAGGAUAAGCCGUGCCGUCCCAAAGAAGAGCUCCGAUGACGACAAGACGAAAGCCACGCAAGAGCGUAACAAGCAGUUCCUACCACAAAACCAAAUGGCAGGCCCGCAACAAAACGAUGUCCUGGAGUCGAGUGGACCAGUGGAGGCAAGUGAUGCGGUGGUUAGUGCGAAGAUACGGAGGCGGACGUGCUACGAGUGCGGAGAACGCGGGCACGUUUCUUCCGCUUGUCCCAAGAAACAGUCUGCAAUGGACACUCAAGUGAAUAGCUUCGACGAUGCAAAAGCCACGGGGCCGGAACGUUUUGAGGCGGGCCCACGACAAAACGAGGCGUGGGAAAGCAAUCCGGCCGAUGCUCUGCCUAGUGACGCGGUGGAGACAAGUGGUGCGGUUAGUGCGAAGAUACGGAGGCGGACGUGCUACGAGUGCGGAGAACGCGGGCACGUUUCUUCCGCGUGUCCCGAGAAACAAUCUGCAACGGACACUCAAGUGAAGAGUUUCGACGAUGCAAAAGCCACGGGCCCGCGACAAAACGAGGCGUGGGAAAGUAAUCCGGCCGAUGCUCCGCCUAGCGGUGCGGCGGAGGAAAUGGUGGUUAGUGCAAAGAUACGGGGACGGAGAUGCUAUGAAUGUGGAGAGCGUGGCCACCUUUCUUCAGCUUGUUCCAAGAAACAAGCUGUGAAAUAGGGCAAGGAAAUCAUGUGGUUUUCUAUGACAAUUUAUUAUUUUGAAAAUUUUGUUUGUUAAUUUUUUUUGUUUUUUUUUCUUCCAAAGUUUUUAUUCAUGUGGUUGUCAUAGAACAUUUCUAAAACAUGCCAUUCCCUUCAUUAAGUACCAUCAAGUGCUCAAUUUAGACCUAGGCCUAUAAUAUACUUUUAGUAUUGAC